This is a messenger RNA of Dermacentor andersoni, 1405 nucleotides long. RefSeq names its product sulfotransferase ssu-1-like. Lineage: Eukaryota; Metazoa; Arthropoda; Arachnida; Ixodida; Ixodidae. Gene Ontology annotation, molecular function: sulfotransferase activity. The record is from RefSeq and is a predicted model, not a curated record.
CGCAUGCGCAGUAGAGUCCAAUGCCCACGCCAGCACUUCGUUCUCAUACGUGGUAUCGGUGGACGCGCUCGCCGCAUGCCUGCAUGGUCGUCGUCUUGCAGAACGUCUCGUAAGUCGGAUGUUCCGGAGAGGCUUUCUUCGUGACCGGUACCUUCCCGACGCAUAGUUGGCUCAUUUUCCAAGCGUAUCCCUCCAGCAGAAAGCUGAAAGCCAGGCCGGGAUACAAUUUUUGGCCGUUCGAGAACCCCUGGGUGCCCGCCGGUGGUGGGAGCCGAGCCGACGCGGGUGCUCUACAACUAGGCCACGGCUGCGGGCGCCAGCAGACGGCACUGAGAGCUAUGAAAGCGGCUAUGAAAGAGAAGUGCUGAAGGAAGCCGUGGCCACCAACCCUCCAAAAUUUAUAGCAAAAAGCAUCCUUCCUUACAUAGGAUUCUCAGUGCUGGUACAAUGGACGAAGAACUGUACAGGGACUUUGAAGGAUUGCGAAUUUUCGACGUGUACCAUGACGAAUCUCUUCGCUCAGCAACGAGGUAUAAACCUCUGGACGGAGACGUCAUCCUUGCGACGUACCCGAAGUGCGGCUCCAACUGGACACAGUUCAUCAUUUGGAACAUAUUGACACGGGGCAAGCAACCUCAUGGCGUCGGUGAACUCGGUCUGCUAUCUCCGUUCAUUGAAGUAGCUGGAGCGGAAGUUGCCGCGCACCCAGCGACGAUUGGCCCCAUAGUCACUCACCUUCCUUAUAGCGUCUUGAAGCCGGUGGACCACGCAAAGUACGUCUACGUUGCUCGGAAUCCUUACGACUGCGCCGUCUCCAUGUACCACUUCGUCAAGGGACUCACACCGGCCACAUACACGGACGUUUCCUUCGAAAAGUUUCUUUCAUUGUUCCUCACCGGAAAGGUAUUUUAUGGUGACUACUUCGACCACGUUUUACCAUGGUACGAGAACCGACACAAGUCCAACGUCUUAUUCGUCACCUAUGAACAGCUCAAGGCCGACACAAAAGGAAUGAUUCUAAAGAUUGCUCACUUCCUAGGUGACGAACACGGUGCCAGCCUGCGUAAUAAUGACACUCUCCUUCAAAGAAUAUUGGAUAACUGCAGUAUAGAUAGCAUGAGGGCUUUCUUGACGGACCCAUUACUCGACAGGCUCAAGAAAAUUGCCAAAGUAGCGUCUGAGAAACAAUAUAAGUCCUUUAAAUUAUUCGAAAAUCCGCGUCAGGUGAACGUCCAGAUGCAUGAGGGUGCUGGCUUUGUCCGGAAAGGAAUAGUGGGUGACUGGAAGAACUGCUUCACACAGGAACAGGUGGAGCGUACGAAGAAGUGGAUCGCGGCGAAGACUCGAGAAAGUGAUGUCAUGUCACUUUGGCAUGACUUGUGUCUGCCAUAAAGAGUCAGCACUG